CUGCUCGCCUCCUUCAUCAAAAGUGACACGCGCGGUUUGGGAAAUAUAACCGAGCAGAGCAUCCGUCCUCCCCGGCUCUCCGCCGCCGCUGCUCCUCCGCGGUUAUGCUACACGAAUCCGGAGGCGAGCAGCUCUCUGGUUUACACUGCGUUAUUUGAGCGUGCGGGUGUGUGUGUUUUAUCGCGACGAGACAUGUGUGUGAAACUGACCAUAGGAGUGUUGCUCUUGUUGACCGUAACGCAGCACGGAGACGCAACGGAGUCAACGGGAGACGUUCAUGAGACAUCGCAGGAGAGGCUGCUUAACGUCCAGAAAAGACGCCUGUCCCUGCAGAACACAGCGGAGAUCCAGCACUGCCUGGUGAAUGCCGGUGAUGUGGGCUGCGGGAUGUUCGAGUGCUUCAACAACAACUCCUGCGAGAUCCGCGGGCUGCACGAGAUCUGCAUGACGUUCCUGCACCACGCGGGCAAAUUCGACUCUCAGGGGAAAUCAUUCAUCAAGGACGCGCUGAAGUGCAUGGCCCAUGGGCUGCGCCACAAGUUCAGCUGUGUGAGCCGCAAGUGCCUGGCCGUGAAGGAGAUGGUGUUUCAGCUUCAGCGCGAGUGCUACGUCAAACACAACCUCUGCUCAGCGGUCAGGGAGAAUGUGAACGUCAUGGUGGAGAUGAUCCACUUUCAAGACCUGUUCCCCAAAGGGCCUCAUGUGGAGCUGGUGAACAUCCUCCUGGGCUGCGGAGAGGAGGUGCGUGCAGCCAUUGCCCAACGGAUCCGUGAUCAGUGCGAGCAGAACUGGGGUGCUCUGUGUGCCAGCCUGAGCCUCUGUCCUCUGGGCCACGCAGAGCGGCAGGGUGUGUCCACCCUUGCCCCCGUCUUCACCACCCCACACGGGGGCAGUGCCAACACCUUGCCCCCUGCUAGCCGACCACGCUCAGAGGCAGAUGUGGAGCAGGUUCGGACUCAUGGGGAUGGAGAUAAAGAUGAAGGCCACCUUCAACCUUCAGGGCCUCGGUCUCAGGACAACAGCACACAGUCUGAGACCACACCGCUUAGGAAGUCUUUAAACGCCACUCGAAGAAGGUGAAAGGCAGAGGAAACUCACUGGUUCUGAAAUUUGUGUGUACAGAAAGUAAGCUUGUCUGCUAGGCUACGUUCACAUUACUUUGCUGAAGUGGAACAAAUCAGAUUUUUUGCCUUAAUGUAACAUAGAUCUGAUUUUUUCAGAGCUGUGUGGACACACAAAUGUGAUCUUUUCACAUCAGAUCUGAGCCACUUCCAUAUGUGGUCCUAGAUUGGAUAUAUACCUGAUUCGUGGCCUUGUGACCCUAAUGAGAAUGCUCAGAGCAGAAUUCAUGUGUUCAUGCAGCGCCAAACCUAAGGUUAGUGGUAGUAAACUGUACAAAAGCAAUGCAUCUGAUUCCUUUUUCACCUUUAGAAAGAUCGGAUCUGAGCAAAAAAUCGGAAUUGGGUAACAAAGACUGUAAUGUGGACAUAGCCUUAGUUAUUACACAACGACUACUUUCCUUGCAGCCUCAAAGACAUACAAGUGUGACAAAAGAUGCAAUGAGCCAAGACCUCCAGCAAAUCCAGGUGUACCAGUCUUUUCAAAACUAUUAGGGAGUUUUAUGGCACAAAAACAUCUACGGGGAGUCCUUUCUUUGAGAGUACUGUAGUACCAUGGUAAGCACAGGCUGAAUUCCUGAGAUUGCAUAAUCUGCAUCUCAAAACAUUAGCAUAAUGACAGCCCAGGGCAGUAGGGUUCCUAUUGCAUUUAAAACAAAAUCAGAGCUUUCCAUGCUUUCAUGAAGACAAAAUAUCGCAAACCUGCAUGAAAAUGCACCUCCCUGCCGUCGGUGGCGUACUCUUACGGCCAGAUAACACUAGUGACACGCCUUUGAUUCACUUCAACGCAGUACACACAGCUAACACAGUUCUCAGUAAGUCAUGGUAGUGAAUAAAACGUCAUGUUGCUGUU
Colossoma macropomum (tambaqui) is the source of this 1971-nucleotide messenger RNA. It is a transcript of the gene stc2b, whose product is annotated as stanniocalcin 2b. The coding region runs from base 193 to 1080 and encodes 295 amino acids. The transcript is spliced from 4 exons. Gene Ontology annotation, biological process: intracellular calcium ion homeostasis. Lineage: Eukaryota; Metazoa; Chordata; Actinopteri; Characiformes; Serrasalmidae. Gene Ontology annotation, cellular component: extracellular region. The record is from RefSeq and is a predicted model, not a curated record. Gene Ontology annotation, molecular function: hormone activity.